Molecule: messenger RNA, 2029 nt
Organism: Rana temporaria (common frog)
Lineage: Eukaryota; Metazoa; Chordata; Amphibia; Anura; Ranidae
Product: binder of USO1 and GRH1 protein 1-like
Exons: 11
Coding region: 282-1775 (497 amino acids)
Source: RefSeq, a predicted model, not a curated record
CCUCUCAUUAACAUGAACAGAAAUCCCAAGCAAAGAGAAAUGACUAGGAGCCAGUGAGGCAUGCACAUUGAACUGAUCCUGUCACACUUCCAGUUUUUUCCUCAGGUGCUGAGCAUUGUGGUAUGACAAAAUGGAUGUCGUUCUGCUAUCAGGUUAUUUGACCAGACACAUUUCUUCUACUAGGGCAAACAUUGCAAAUCUGAGUGUGAAUUGAAGAAGCAUGGCUAUUAAUCAGAUUGCCAUCACAGAUUAUAACUGAAAACAGAAAGACAGUGAGCUUGAUGCAAGACAUUACUGAGCAGAGAGCAGGUGGGUUCCCCUCCCAGAAGAAUCACAGGCGAAAAGGGAGUGGGUCUUCUGAUGAAAAUAUAGCUACAAGGAAAAUUAAGCUACAGACAUCUUUCCCUCCAAUUCACCUCAGUCUUAUCUCUAACUCAAAACCAUUGGAUAAAAAACUCAAGGAUUAUGCAUCAAAUUCUGAUCUUUCCAAAGAUGCUCGAGGGGAAAAAAUCAAUUUGCCUCAAGUGGAAAGAGCAUCAACCCCCAAACCAACUAAAGCAUUCCCAGACAAAUCCAAGUAUCCCAGAGAUUUUGGAUGCAACAUUAGUAAUUUGGCAAGCACACCUACAUUUUUAUUUGAGGGACCAAAAGACUCCAGACUGGAAAAGCAAACUUGGCUGGAGGUUUCUUCUCCCAAGACAACCUCCGACCGCUUGUCUCCUGAAAUACUCAAGACUGCAGAAUGUCAGUCAUGCAAGAACGAGAAGAGAAUGAAAAGCGAAUAUGACAAGAUCCUUUUACAAUCCAAGAGAGAAAAGGAGGCUUUACAGUCAAGGAUUAGUGAAUUAGAGGCCGAACUUAAAAAGAGAGGAGACGUCAAUCAGAAAACCGAGGAAAUCCACGGAGAGACUAGUGAAGACCGUCUCUUCCUGGAUUGUUUUAAAAAUAAAACUAAGAGUCACGACUUGGAAGAAUACAGAAAACUGGAAAAGAGUAAUAAACAUAAGAAGGAUCAAAUUGAUUGCUUGUUAGCAGAAAUUGAAGAGCUAAAUAGUCAGCUCAGUGCAAUACGACAUGGCGAAAGAGACCAGGAGCAAUUGUUUAAAAGCAAGCAAAGCAAAUUGUUCUCUGACAUGGAAGACUUGAAAUCACAGCUUGAGAAGGUGCAAGAGCGUGAAAAACUGAAGGUCUUUUGUUUGGAAAAAGAAAAGGCAGAGCUUCUAUCACAGCUGGAUAACGCGAAUGCUGAACUGUCGAAGUUGAAGCAGAAACCUCUGGUUGUAGUUGAGCUGGCCAAGGAAAAGGAAUGCGGUUUGCAAGAGACUGAGAAACUCAGGGCUUCUAAUGAGAAGAUGAAAGAGGAGAACAUGUCUUUGUCAGACACAAUUAGGACUCUGCAGCAGGACCUGGAGAAGAGCUCUUCCAGUUUUAGUUCCCAGAUGUACCCAGCUGGCGCGGAGGUUCUGCUCAUUUCUCAUCGAGCCUCUCAAGAAAAUGGUCAUGCAGCCGUAACAGAUUAUAAAUUCCAGGAGAUUUGCAGCUGUGGCCGAACACUUCAGAAUUUAAGUUUGUCAUCCCAUAAAAGUGCUAUGACACAGAUGGAGGAAGAUGUCUCAGUGAGAGAGAUCCAAAGGCAAAUGAAGCGAGAGAGGAACCUGCUGCUCGAUGUCAUGGUGAUUAUGUAUGAAAGAAGAUGGUUUGUGGAUGAAGCCAUCCCACAUGUCAGAAGAGCCCUUAGGAAAUGUGGAGCCCUGGCAUCGAAUCCAAAUUCGUAGACAACGUGUUAUUUAGCUAGAGAACUACACUAAUGUAUGAUGACAGAGUACAAUGGCCCCAUGCUACAUUUCUGACACCAAGUUCAGAGUCAAGAUAUACGGUAUACUUGUUAAGCAAAUGAAAUGGACAUUGUUUUGCGUUUUCCAGGAACUCUGACACUUAAGAUACAUUUAAUUUCAAUGCUGCAUUUUUGAACUGCUGUGAAAAUCAAUCUGAAGUUUCUUGUUCUUAAAUCAUGAUAUGCUCAACUGAA